This is a messenger RNA of Caenorhabditis sp. 36 PRJEB53466, 3769 nucleotides long. The record is from the annotation of a GenBank genome assembly. NCBI's taxonomy places the organism in Eukaryota, Metazoa, Nematoda, Chromadorea, Rhabditida, Rhabditidae.
AUGUCAUCUCGCUACAUGGAACGGUUGGCCAAAAUCGAAGAAGUCCUCCUGAUAGCCAACAAGAAAAUUGAUAUCAACGAGCUGAGAACGGGAUGCAGUUACGGUGUUCCGGAAUUGCUUCGCCCGCUUGUCUGGCGCCUUCUUCUUCACUAUCUGCCGCUGGAACGCCACCGAUGGCAGUCUCAUCUCGCCGAUCAACGCAACAACUACGAUCAGAUGAUCGAGCAGAUUAUCGUGGAGCCGGGAACCGCUUCGAUGGGACAGUGCGCCAGCGGAGAAAAUGAUCACGUAAGUGGAUAGACGGACGUCGGCACAGUUGCAACGGGCCGGGUCCAUAGCGGAGCGGAAACGACGAAUUUCGGCUGGGAUUUUAUCAAAGAAUUUAUCAAUUUUUCGCCUUAGCCAGGCCAUCAUAGCCGCGUCGCCCAGUUAUUUCUCGCCCCGGCCCGGUUCCUUGACCCUGCCAACUAUGUGCGUGGGUGGAAGAAACGUGGGAACCUAGUGAAUUCGCAACAACUUCGGUCCCUCUUGAACAUUUUGAAGCACGAAAGAGAAUGAAGAAUAACGAAUUGUAUGCGUGGUAUCAGAAGAGUAAAAAAAUGACAGAAUAACAAAAGACUAAUUAGAAGGAUUUCAAAGACCAAUGUUAGACGAAUGUUUAUGCAAACAACUUUUGAGAGAUGACAAAACUAAUAAGGUUGAUGACACGUAUGAGAACUUGGAAACGAAAAAUAUGCAGAUGUUUUUCUUGGAACUCAAUUUUGUCGAAAGCCACAUUUGGAUGCUGGCUAGAAGUACAAUAUCAUCGGAAAACUGAAGACAAGAACAACAUGAGAAGGUCUGAGAAAAACCGUUUGAUCAUUCCACCUCCCGUUUCUGAUCCCCCAAAACAUUUCUGAACGUCCAAAAAAAAAAAACAAAGCACAGACAACUUGCAAAAAAGCCGUUCAUUGUCCAUGCAACCUUUUUCACUUUCGGACUCGUGACGUACGUUUUAAGGGCAAGCCAAUGGAAAGUAGUACAAGUAUAUGCAUAGCCUUCAUACCACAUUCAGACAGAAUGACGACAAAAGCAGUGGUGCACGUCAUAUUUGGCGUAGUUUGAUCCGGCCAUUUCUAAAGAACAGAAAACUGGAGAAGAUUUUUCAUUUUUCAGCCUCUGUCCGAUCACCCGACCAGCGACUGGGGAGCGUUCUUCCAGGAUAACAAGGUGCUUUCGCAGAUAGACAAAGAUGUGCGCAGACUUUAUCCGGAGAUCCAGUUCUUUCAGUUGCUCUCCAAGUUCCCGCACAAGUAGGAAUCAAUCAGAGAUAAUAGUCAAUCAAUCGAUAACUGAUUUUACAGACACGGCAUGAAGUAUCCACUGUCGCGCAGAGUCAUCAACCACCAGGAACUGCUGACGCAAGAGUUCGGAGCGAAUCGGGAUGGAAUCGUUGAGGUACGUCUAUAGUUGAAACAAAUUUUGCUAACUAUAUUUGGGAAAGAGCGAUUUUAUUUAUUCCCAAAUAAGAAAUCCUCCAGAUAAGCCCAAUUCUGCAUGAAAAUCAGACUUUUUUGGCUAUUUUUCGAGGCCUGUUUCCUAUAAUUCGUCAUAGCCAGACCACUCGAGCCCAAAUUUUGUCAACUAUGGAUACGUCCCUCAAAUUUCUCCUUGCUUUUUCUGUGCUUUUAUGUGUUUGUGUUGCUAAUCUGGAGUUCUAAGAAAAAACUAGCAGCUAUUAAUAUCUUGAUAGGAUUAAGCAGCACCUGCGGCCAAUUCCAUUAGAAAAGUUUCGUAAUACCAAGGACAUCCAAACGAUCAGAAUCUGUUCGAGGGCAAAGAUUGCGACGAGGUGUUUGAUAUCUUGACAAAAAUAGAAAAACCGAUUCAGAAUUAGAAACCCCUAUCGAAUAAUCUAUUUUCAGUGUGUGAAGACCACCACGGCAAAAGCCGGACACGACGCGAAUCAGGCGCAAAACUCGGAAUUCCACUGGCAUGUACGAUCUGAACCAUGAGAAAGGCGUUCUGAAACUGGAACUUGACUAUUUUCAGAUUGUCGAGCGCAUCCUGUUCAUCUACGCCAAACUGAACCCCGGAGUGCAAUAUGUGCAGGGAAUGAACGAGCUAGUCGCGCCGAUUUAUUACGUUUUCGCCAACGACGCCGACGAGGAAUGGGCCGCCUAUGCCGAAGCGGACACAUUCUUCUGCUUCCAGGUAUUGUAGUUUGAGUGUUGCCUUAGCAGACACGUGUGACCAUUGGUUCAUGAAAAAUGGAAGCCAGGCGGAAAUUGUAAGAUUAAAAGACUUGAGUGUCUAGGUUGAUCGAGUGGAGUACGUGUAAGAAAUGAAACGUUUUGAUUCGAUUUCAGCAGCUGAUGAGCGAGGUGAAGGACAAUUUCAUCAAGACCCUGGACGACAGUAUCUGCGGAAUAGGUACUUGGCCAUCUGCAGCGUACACGUACAAGAAAUUCAUUCUUCCAGAAUCCACGAUGUCGGCCUUCCACAACAUGAUCUCAUCGUUCGACAUCGAACUUCACAAGCAUCUCACUUCGUCCCUCGAAAUUAAACCCCAGGUGAGUGAGAAAGUGAACAAAAUGAACAACUAAUUAGUAGAAACAACUUUCCAGUGAAACUUGGUGUUGAAAAUAAAAAUAAUCAUCAUGUUUGGUCAUAAUAAAUCGGGAACUACCAGCUAGACUAUUUUGGGGGAAAUUCACUGCAACAACGCCUUCGCUUUUUUGUUUUGGUUCGUGCCGUUCAUCAACCAACCUUGACUUGUGUUUUCACCCAGACGGUGGGCAGUAGCAAACAUUUCUUAAGUUUUGAAGUCAGAAUCUACAAAAAUUGGAUUCUAUCUUUGAUGUGUCAAAAUGAGAGGUGUGAACCGUGAUCCGGAGACCAUACAUCCUUUAACUUGGAAUCUGAUGCAUUUUUGUUUCAGUUCUACGCGUUCCGCUGGCUGUCCCUGCUGCUCAGCCAAGAGUUUCCACUUCCCGACGUCAUCACCCUGUGGGAUGCGCUCUUCUCGGAUCCUCACAGGUUCAACCGACUUCUCCUAAAAAUAUCAACUGACUGUUGAUUUCCAGAUUUGCUCUGCUCCCGUACGUCUGUUUGGCAAUGAUGGAAUUGCAGAGAGAGUCCCUUCUCAAAGGCGACUUUUCGUUUUGUGUCCGUCUCCUUCAGGUUUGUCCCCCCCCCCUUAUUUGCCGAAAUGUUAUGAUUGGUGUCUAAAGACUGAAAAUUUUGGCAAAAGUCAGACAGCGAAAAAUGUUGUGUCUCUUAUUUCCCACGCCUACGUUCUUUUUCCAAUGAGCCGCAGAGCAAAGGUACAUGGAAUGUUCUUGAAGGUUUCACACCGAAACAAUUUUUUGGUGAUCUUUGUAGCACUAGCGAUGGGAAUGUCCCCCGCGCGGUCUUGUGCACCAACCGCAAAGUCCAAAAGUAUCAGAGCUCAGCGGCGCGGCAACAUGUCAGAAACUCACUAAACACAGAGGAACCAGACACAAAAUCAAAAAUCCUGUCCGGAAAUUGGAUGUGAUUGAACUUGAUGUCCAUUAAACCCAGACAUAAUGCACACUUGAUCUUUGUCAAGCAUGAAGUAGAAAAUUACUUUUUUUUCCAGAAUUACCCAGAUCCGGAUGUUGCCAAAAUCGUCGCGUUUGCUCAGGACAUCCGCGACGGAAAAGCACCAAGACCGGCGAGCAAGGAGCUUUCGAAGAGCAGCAAGAUCGUCAAGCACGCCCGUCAGCUCUCGGAUACGCUCCGUAACCUGUCGCUCAUCAAAAAGUAG